Molecule: messenger RNA, 1248 nt
Organism: Phlebotomus papatasi
Lineage: Eukaryota; Metazoa; Arthropoda; Insecta; Diptera; Psychodidae
Exons: 5
Coding region: 11-1204 (397 amino acids)
Source: RefSeq, a predicted model, not a curated record
UGCCGAUGCCAUGACAACAACCGAGGAGCGCACCAUCCUCAUUGAUGGUACCGAGAGUCUCUUGCUGCUAGAAUUUUGCAACAGACACAACUGCACUCUGCUCAUUUCCGAAGAUGAAGAAGGACAAUGGGGCGUAAUUUAUGAGAAUCGCACUGGGAAUGGACUCACUGGAGCUGUUGUGGAGAGAAGGGCCGAAGUGACAGUUGGAGCAAUUUACAUGUGGUUCUACGAAUCUACUUUUCUCAGUCUUUCAACAAUUAUUUCUCGUACCGGAAUCACUUGUAUUGUACCUAGACCGGCACUGCUUCCUGGUUGGCUGACACCAAUCCUUCCAUUUUCUGGAAAACUCUGGAUGGCUGUUUUAGCAUCACUCAUCGUGGGAAUAAUUAUCUUACGAUUUAUUGCUAAUUACCGUUCAUCUGCAAUUGUCCAUUCAUCAGCUAAUCACACCUUUGUUGAUUCAGUUGCCACAAUGAUGGGAAUUUAUGUUCUUCAACCGACAAAAUUCAUUGACAGAAAAUUUGUUGAAAGGACAUUAUUUGGAUGUCUCCUGGUGACUGGAUGGUUUAUUGGGAACAUCUAUGGAAGUGGAUUGUCAAGUGUUAUGACUAUUCGUAGGUAUCUGGCACCAAUUGAUACACCUCUUCAACUGGCUGAAAGUAAUAUGGAAUGGUCAGCUACUCAUGAUGCCUGGAUUUUCUCAAUACAGUCAGCUACUCAUCCUGUUCUUAUGACUCUUGUGCACAACUUUCACAUUCGAAACCACGAAGAACUAAGAUGGAGAUCAAUCAAGGGGGACAUUGGAUUCUCAAUCGAAAGACUCCAGUAUGGGCAUUUUGCUAUUGGUGAAUAUAUUCAAGAGGACGUUCUUGACAAUUAUCAGAUCAUGAUUGAGGAUAUCUACUGGGAGUACUGUGUAGCAAUGAGUUAUAAAACUUGGUCCCUGAUGCCCAGCUUCGAUCUUCUAGUGAUGCAAGUCGCAGAAUCUGGUAUUCAGAAAUACUGGGAAUUGAUGGUAGUCCAGAGACACCUCAACAACAAAGUUCAGUUAGGAGUUGCACAAUCCCGACAUCACGACAAUAUUGGACCAAUACCUCUCGCACCAUCCCAUAUCCUGGGUCUUUUUGCUGUUUGGGGCUUUGGAUUGACUCUGGCAACUAUUGUUUUUAUCAUUGAGAUAUCUUGCUGUAGAAACAAAAGAUAAUGUGUAACAUGUAAAGUUAGACUAUUUAUUCUUUAAAAAAUAGA